Messenger RNA from Trematomus bernacchii (emerald rockcod), 2025 nucleotides. RefSeq names its product ribosomal RNA adenine dimethylase domain containing 1 (gene mettl25b). The transcript is spliced from 9 exons. Bases 174 to 1862 code for a protein of 562 amino acids. Gene Ontology annotation, biological process: rRNA modification. Gene Ontology annotation, molecular function: rRNA (adenine-N6,N6-)-dimethyltransferase activity. The record is from RefSeq and is a predicted model, not a curated record. Lineage: Eukaryota; Metazoa; Chordata; Actinopteri; Perciformes; Nototheniidae.
UCAAUGCUAGCUAUCAAGUGGCUAAGCACAACAAGCCUUAUUUGUGCUGGAUUUGCUUUAUAACUGCCGAUUUAAAGUACCCGAUAUUUUUUAGAAACACGUAUUCUUUAUUGGUAAAACAAGGCAGGGUUAACAAGACAACUUGUGUUAGCAUUAGCUGGCCUUUAAGCCCCAUGUCAGUUAAUCUACCUUCAGCUUCUCAGCAUGGGGAGAUGUUUACAUCAAGCCUUUCUGCAGAACAACAGAGAGAUCUGGCCACAAGAAUCACCACGUUCCUGUCCAUGUACAGCCACCUGUCCGACUCAUAUAUCAUCGAGUUCUUCACUGAGGAUCUGUGGAGCUCGUUGCCCAGCAGCUGGAGGGCCGUGCUGCGGGACCUGAAGUACCCACAGAUCGCUGACCUGUUGCUGGGUGCUUCACACGCAGACAGGAGAUAUCCCUCGGUGUGGCCUCUGUCUCUGUUGGCGUUUCGAGCCACUGCUCAGGCUCUGGCGUUUCCCAGAGAGAGCAGGGAGAGCGGCGGGGGGGCCGAGGAGUUUCAGAACAACGAGAGUCAGAGCUCUCUGCUGCGACACAUCUUCAGGAAACACGUCAAACCCAAGAAACAGCACGAGAUCCGCAAGCUGGGCGCGCUGGUGAAAGAACUGUGUGACCAGACUGACUGCAGCAGUGUGGUGGAUGUGGGCUCAGGACAGGGUCACCUGACGCGUUUCCUGUCCUUCGGGCUCGGACUCUCUGUGACCGCCAUCGAGGCGGAUCGCGUGCUGCUCGCCAUGGCAACCAAGUUUGACGGAGAGCUGAUGGGGGUCUUAGAAAAAGAGAGGGAGAAGCAGAAAGAGAGCGGCUCCUCUCUGCUCCCAGUAUCUCAGCCUCGACAUGUGGCCGGGUGGGUAAACCCCAAGGCAUCAUGGGAGUCCUUCAUCGAACAGCUGAGCGGUGCAGAAGGACCCCAAACUCCAUCUGGACCCUGUAAAAAGAGACAGAGAGGCUCCGAAGAAGAUACUUUAUCAACGUCACGUCACCAGCUCAGCGGAAAGGAUUCUGAAGACGAGGCCUCCAGGUGCUCGUGUGUCCAGGAGGGGGUUCGACCUCCUGAGGAAAUGCUCCGUCCAGACUUCGUCCUCACGGGGCUCCACGCCUGCGGAGACCUCAGCUCCACCCUCCUCCGGCACUUCAUCAGCUGCCCACAUGUGCGCGGCAUCACCUCAGUGGCCUGCUGCUACAUGAAGAUCUCCACCAGGGAGCAUCCGUCCCCCCCGGGUCUGAUAGCGGCUCCUCACCCCGCAGACGAAAGGCUCCAGGAGACGAUGCUGCAACCCUCAGAGUUCGGAUACCCCAUGAGCUCCUGGGUGGGGGGUCUGCCUGGACACCAGCUGUCCUACAAGGCCCGGGAGGCGGCGUGUCACGCGCUGGAGGACUACCGGCGGAGGCUUUGGGAGGAAAGCCAGCUGCUGAGGACGCACUGUUACAGAGCGACGCUGGAGACCAUCAUCAGGGAGCAGAGGCCCGAGCUGUGCAGAGCGGGGGUCCAGACCGUGAAGAAAGCCCACCUGUUGACGUUUACUGAGUACGCCCGUCUGGGCCUGGCGCGGGUCGGCCUGCCCCCCGACCUGCCUCUGGACGGGGGGCGGGUGGAGGCCAUGUUGGAGCAGCAGGGCCGGGUGGUGGUGUUCUUCAGCCUCGCCCUGCUGCUGGCUCCGGUGGUGGAGACGCUGGUGCUGCUGGACCGCAUCAUCUACCUGCAGGAGAACGGUGUGGACAGUCGGCUGGUUCCUCUCUUCGACCCAAACCUUUCUCCCAGAAACUUUGUGCUGGUGGCUCUGAAGGCUCGAGGACAUGGAGGAGCAAAAAGGAAAUCCUAACAAACUGUAUACGUUUCUCUUUGUUGGGAAAAGUCACGCUUACUUUCUGAGAAUGAACUCAAGAUUACAAAAAAGUCUAGUUCUCUUUUAAACACAAACCCAAAGUCUUACUGUUUUUAUAUUUUAGCCUCUGUUUUUCCAAUUAAACUGGCCCUGUUAUGCA